Molecule: messenger RNA, 1080 nt
Organism: Lithohypha guttulata
Lineage: Eukaryota; Fungi; Ascomycota; Eurotiomycetes; Chaetothyriales; Trichomeriaceae
Exons: 2
Coding region: 1-1080 (359 amino acids)
Molecular function (GO): 2-oxoglutarate-dependent dioxygenase activity
Source: RefSeq, a predicted model, not a curated record
AUGGGGUCAAUGGGGGCGCCGAAUGUUCCACGUGAGCAGAGCUUGAAUUUACCAGUUAUAGAUGUGUCCGACACCUCACCUGAGAAUGGCAAACGCCUUGUGCAAGCCGCUAUAGACUAUGGAUUUCUAUACGUCUCGCCCGAAGGCACGCCUUUCAACGAACAACUCAUCGACGCUCAAUUCAAGCUCUCUCGGGAAUUCUUUACAUGUCCAUUGUCUGAGAAGGAGAAGUUCCAUGUAGGAACUGAUAACAGAGGCUGGCUGGGUAUGCACAAUGAGAUCUUGGACCCUGCAAAGCAGAGCAAGGAGUUUAAGGAGGCUUUCAAUAUUGGUGAAUUUGAUGAGGAGAGAAUGCCUCAACAGAUAAUGCCAGGAUGCCUCUCAACUGAGACGAGCUUGACACAACUGCGCGACUUUGAGGCGGCUUGUGACAAGACGUGUAAAAUGUUCCUGGACUUGAUAGGGAUUGGUCUUGAGGUGGAGGAUGGGUUGAACUGGUUCUCGAAGAGACAUGGUCGACCGAGUGGUUGCACCAUGAGGAUGCUGCAUUAUCCUUCAUUACCCAAGGGCACUGAUUACUCACUCGACAAUGACGUGAGAGCAGGCGCACAUAGUGAUUACGGCAGCAUCACUCUUCUCUUUCAACGAUCGUCUCAGCCUGGUCUGGAGAUCAGACCUCCUGGUGGUACUGAUACAUGGGCACCUGUUGCCGUAUUUCCUCCUAACUACGCUUCCUCUAGUUUACCACCGAUCCUGGUUAACAUAGGAGAUCUAAUGAGUUACUGGACAAGCGGACUGCUUCGAAGCACAGUUCACAGAGUGAUCUUCCCAAAAGACACCAAAGCUGGACAGGAUCGUUACAGUCUAGUUUACUUUUGCCAUCCCAGAGAUGAUGUCGAAUUAGAAGCGGUCCCGAGUCGGAUUGUGCGGGAGCAUAAGCGGAGGAUAGGACAAGCAGAUGAAGAUGAGACGCUACAUGGAUAUGGUGGUGGAAUGAAUGGCAAGCGAGCCAUGACUGCGAGGGAGCAUCUGACGAAAAGGCUGAGCGCUACGUACAGUCAUCGUGUUGAAAGGUCGUAA